This is a messenger RNA of Gigantopelta aegis, 2461 nucleotides long. RefSeq lists its product as uncharacterized. Gene Ontology annotation, molecular function: ubiquitin-protein transferase activity; zinc ion binding. NCBI's taxonomy places the organism in Eukaryota, Metazoa, Mollusca, Gastropoda, Neomphalida, Peltospiridae. The record is from RefSeq and is a predicted model, not a curated record. The transcript has 5 exons. Gene Ontology annotation, cellular component: nucleoplasm; chromatin. Gene Ontology annotation, biological process: positive regulation of DNA-templated transcription. Bases 153 to 2123 code for a protein of 656 amino acids.
ACCAUAUAUAGCUUGUCCACACACUUUCUAAAUCAGUUCUACCGGUCUCGUCCGGAUUUAUCCUAGAUGCGAUCGUAUGCAUACUAUUUAUAUUUACAGCUGACGUCAGAAAUCUUACGCGAAAGCAUUCUACGAUCCUGGAUCAGUGAACAAUGAAGGCCGGUGAUGAUGCAGACAGCGAAAUGGAGCGGCAGCUCUCGUGUGCGAUAUGUUUUGAGCUGUACACCGACCCCAUGCUCCUCCCCUGCCUCCACUCCCUGUGCAGGAAUUGCGUCCGGGCCAUGACAAAGGACGGCACCGAAAGCGUGUUUAAGUGUCCAGAAUGCCAACAGGAUGUUUGUUUAGAAGACAAGGGUAUCUCCACUUUAAAGAGGAACUUUCCCAUGAGCAAUAUGGUAGCUAUUUACAAACAGGGGGCUAAGAAACGCCGACACUCUCCCGACAAUCGACUGUCUACUGGAUCUGCUUGUCCGCCUUCCAGUCGAUUCCAUUUCUCUCCAAUUGCAGACCAGAAGAGACCUUAUUCAGAUAGAGAUGUAGGAGUCCUGUCAAGUCAACAACGGAGUCAUAGUCCUGCUGGCGAAAUUUCUGUUGAGUAUAGGACAGCUGCAGCAUCGCAUUUGUCGUCGAAUUUGACAUCGAAUCAAAGGCAUAUCAGUUCUAAUUAUACAAGUGCUCCAGACACACCUUCCAGGAACCCUGACAUUUUAAAUAACCCACGCCGUCAAGUUAUUGUUUCCGUGAACACUGGCAAUUUAAAUCAUCCAAGUGGUCCAGCAACAUCUUCAAGGGACCUUGUCAAUCGGAAUUCUGCCAGAGUUGAAGCAAUAUCUCCAAGAACAGACAGUCCGACGACAUUAGCUGCUGGAGCACCAGGCUCAUCGGCGCAUACUGCGGGGCAGGAUGUAGACUUCCAGGCAGAGGUUCCCAGAGAGUGCUCCCCGUGCGACAGGAAGCCCCCGUGUCGAGCCACGUACCACUGCAGCGAGUGUUUCAUGUCGUUCUGCGAGCGCUGUCUGGCCGAGGUGCACCCCCGCACUGGAACCACCGCCAGUCACCCAGUCUACAAGCUUGACGAACAAAGGGAAUCCGCAGAUGAAGAACAAGAUUCGGCCAACUGUCCACUAUGUGACCCGACACAGGCGUCACUAGCUACAAGUCGCUGCGUCCAAUGUGGCCUGACAUUCUGUGAGCGGUGUCUGCGAGCGUUUCAUCCCACGGUAGAAUCCUCCCCUGAACACACACUGGUACCACUAGCACACAUAGGACGUCCAGCCCUGGGAGGAUGUGACGCAGAACCUGCAGGACAUCUAGCCCUAACAGGGUGCCAAACAGGGCCGGCAGUAGAAGGUAUCCCUCCUCCAACAUCACUUAUAGCAUCGCCUACUGCCCCACCUGCAGAGUCAGCUAGAGUAAUAGGUACAACAGAGUCGUCAGUAUCAGCUAUGUCAGUAGCUACGUCAUCAGUAUCAGCUUCGUUGUCGUGUUCGUCAUCAGCUAGUGCAUUAGCUGCAGCACACCAUUCACCAGCUGUUACCGGAGACCGCAGCAGAAGCAAUACGCUGGAGACUGGACAUCACGACCAGAACGCCAACUUGAGCCAACAGCCAAUCGGAUUGCUUGGUCAUGUUCGUCAAGUUAGUCAGCGAUUGUCUUCUCUUGUGUUUGGUGCUUCAACAUCCGAGGUGACAGGGGCUGAAAUUGCCAAUAGACCAGUAGCAACAACGACAACCCCUACAUCCGAACAACGAGCGUCAGUAAACAACGAUAUCAUCACUCAAGCCCAGUGUCUGCUGAGUCAUCGAUGUUCUCUGUGCACCGAGUGGGCAAAAGGUAUGUGUCUGGACUGCGACAUCUAUUACUGCGACCGAUGCAUCGUCUUCCACGGCUUUCCCAACCACACCGUUGUUGACAUCACAGUGCCAAAGGACGUUGCCGGGCGUGAACGGAGGAAUCGAGAUUCAUUCCAGGUAAUGACGAAAUGCUACACGAAUAAUCGUUCGCUGACAUGGCGGAUCCAGGUGUUUGUGAAGGGGGGAUCAUAUAUUUUAGUCGAAGGCAAACGAGGCCGCUUCAAAAGGGAGCAAGAUCUUAAGGGAGUUCGGUACAUGCUCCCUGGGUAAAGUCACACACACACACAUACACACCGAGACACACACAUACACACACAAAGAUAUAUAUAUAUAUAUAUAUAUAUAUAUAUACAACGUGUUUCUAUUAUUUCAUAUUAUACCAUACUCCAAUAUUUGUUUUUAUGCGUAUUAAAUUUAAGAUAUCACGGAUUAUGGUGACUUUCAACCCUUCCCAUACAAAUGAAAGAGCACCUUAUUUAGCAAUAAUUUGGUUACAUUUUCCAUCGUAUUGCCCUUUUUAGGCAGUUCGUCAAAGUGCCCGUCUGCCCUUGAUUCCCUCCCUAGAAUAUUUCGUGGUUCUGUCCUCACACAUCAUGUACACAUAAUAU